ACUAUUGACCCGGAUAUAGCACCUUAUCUUGCAGCGCAUAAUCUUAGAGCCCGAAUAUUAAAUAAUAGUGAAAUUAGUGAAGAAGCAACUUCAUCAAUUUUUACAGUGUCAGAAAAAUAUGCGCCUCUUAUAGAAGAUAUAAAGUUUAAGGUUGGAAAUGGAACAUAUGUUGAUGAUGGACGAGUAUAUAUUCGUUGGGUUAAUGAUAUCGUAAGAUGGGGCAUGUUUGCUGGUCGUUCUUUCCAGCCAAAAGACCUUCUAGGGGUCUAUACUGGGUUAUUAACGCGUCAUCUUUAUGAUGUUGAGUAUGCUUGGGAAUUCAAUUAUCUUGUGGAUGUUUUAGAUGAAAAUAAUGAAAAAGUGAGGGUUUGUAUUGAUGGUAAAUUUAUGGGAAAUUAUAUGCGAUUUGCCAAUCAUCGUGACACAAACCAUAAUGGUGACCAACUUUAUGCGAUUUAUGAUGAUCUUUGGUUGGUGCUCUAUAUAGCACAGGAUGAAAUUAAG
This is a messenger RNA of Dentiscutata heterogama, 504 nucleotides long. The record is from the annotation of a GenBank genome assembly. NCBI's taxonomy places the organism in Eukaryota, Fungi, Glomeromycota, Glomeromycetes, Diversisporales, Gigasporaceae.